UUUGCUGGAUCUCUUCUCUUUUCUUUCUUGGGUCGUCCACCAGAUAGCUGGCCUUAGGGAUUUCAGGAAUUCAAGCCGUUGCAAAAAACCAAAUCGACAGAGCUUUGGGUUGAUGGCGUGUUGAAAUUGUCGCGACAGGUUGAGUAAUGUUGUGCUGCGGAGGAUCCGAGGAGGAAAACUACGGCCCUCCUGCUAAUCAAUACACAGCCCCGCCCAGAGGAGGCGAUCCAUAUGGUAAUGCGAGAGGAGAGCCAAAACCAUCUAAUGUGGCUAGGAGUGGAGCUCCUCAAAAGGUCUUGCCCAUCGAAGUGCCGGCUUUGACGCUGGGCGAGUUGAAUCGGUUAACCGGCAACUUUGGUUCCAAGGCUUUGGUGGGCGAAGGCUCCUAUGGCCGGGUUUUCCUAGCCAAGUUAAGCAAUGGUCAGCAGGCAGCUGUAAAGAAAUUAGACACCAGUUCUUCUGAAGAACCAGACUCCGAAUUUGAGGCUCAGCUUUCCAUAGUUUCAAGACUCAAGCACGAGAAUUUCACGGAGUUAAUUGGAUACUGCUUGGAGGCUAAUAACCGCAUCUUGGUGUAUCAGUUUGCCACUCAGGGCUCUUUACAUGAUAUACUGCAUGGUAGGAAAGGAGUGCAAGGCGCUGAACCUGGUCCCGUGCUUAGUUGGAACCAGAGAGUGAAAAUUGCGUACGGUGCAGCUAGAGGCCUCGAGUACCUGCACGAGAAAGUUCAGCCUCCAAUUGUCCAUCGAGACGUCAGAUCUAGCAACGUGCUUCUGUUCGACGAUUUCCUGGCGAAGAUUGCGGAUUUCAACUUGUCGAAUCAGUCGUCCGACACCGCAGCGCGGCUGCAUUCAACUAGGGUCUUGGGAACUUUUGGCUACCAUGCUCCAGAGUACGCCAUGACAGGGCAGAUCACCCAGAAAAGCGACGUCUACAGUUUCGGGGUGGUCCUUCUAGAGCUCUUAACGGGGAGGAAGCCCGUAGAUCACACGAUGCCCAAGGGACAGCAGAGUCUUGUCACUUGGGCGACUCCGAGAUUGAGCGAAGACAAAGUGAAACAGUGUGUUGAUCCGAAACUAAACAAUGACUACCCGCCCAAGGCGAUUGCCAAGCUAGCAGCAGUUGCAGCACUAUGUGUCCAGUACGAGGCGGACUUCCGACCGAACAUGACAAUCGUCGUGAAGGCUCUUCAACCGCUCCUAAACUCGAAACCAGCAGGUCCAGACUCUCAAGUGUAGUUAUAUCCCUACUCAAUUUGCCAAAAAGAGGCAGUACACUCCCCGGAUCGCUUAUUUGCAGCUCUUUCUGUCUUCUUUGUAACUGUAAUGUUAAAGUUAAAUCAUUUA
Molecule: messenger RNA, 1346 nt
Organism: Syzygium oleosum
Lineage: Eukaryota; Viridiplantae; Streptophyta; Magnoliopsida; Myrtales; Myrtaceae
Product: probable protein kinase At2g41970
Exons: 8
Coding region: 147-1238 (363 amino acids)
Biological process (GO): protein phosphorylation
Molecular function (GO): protein tyrosine kinase activity; ATP binding
Source: RefSeq, a predicted model, not a curated record